AUGAGCGUCGCAGGUCAAGAGCAUGAGUAUGAGGAAAAGCAUGUUCACCAGGUCUACGAACAGAUUGCUGGCCAUUUCUCGGCCACAAGACACAAGCCCUGGCCCAUCGUUGAGAGUUUUCUAAGAGACCUGGAGCCUGGAUCCGUCGGAUUGGAUGUUGGUUGUGGUAAUGGCAAGUAUUUGACGGUGAAUCAAGAUAUAUUCAUCAUUGCUUCUGAUAGGUCUCAAACUCUCACAAAGAUCGCGGCGCAUCGCCAGCCACAUUCAAACAUCGUGGCAGAUACCCUGAGUCUUCCCCAUCCCCCUUCGUCCUUCAACUUUGCAAUCUGCAUUGCUGUUGUUCAUCACCUGUCUACUCAUUCCCGGAGAAUUGAAGCCAUCAAAUCGAUCUUAAAGCUGUUGAAACGAGGCCAAGCUCAAAGAGCACCCAGCAAGCUUCUCUUGUUUGUUUGGGCUCUUGAACAGAAGUCGUCUCGCCGUGGAUGGGACACCGGAGACGCUCAGGAUGUAAUGGUUCCCUGGGUCCUAAAGGAGGGUACAAAAGGAGAGGCUGAACAGGACAGAAAAUAUAAUAGAUAUUACCAUCUUUAUCGACAAGGUGAGCUCGAAAACGAUAUUGCCGCUGCUGGCGGUGUCAUUCUAGAAUCUGGGUAUGAAAAGGACAAUUGGUGGGCAGUCUGCUGCCCUGCUCGAAUCGCUGAACGCUAG
Messenger RNA from Endocarpon pusillum Z07020, 708 nucleotides. RefSeq lists its product as uncharacterized. Gene Ontology annotation, molecular function: tRNA binding; S-adenosylmethionine-dependent methyltransferase activity. Gene Ontology annotation, cellular component: cytoplasm; nucleus. The coding region runs from base 1 to 708 and encodes 235 amino acids. NCBI's taxonomy places the organism in Eukaryota, Fungi, Ascomycota, Eurotiomycetes, Verrucariales, Verrucariaceae. The record is from RefSeq and is a predicted model, not a curated record. The transcript has 3 exons. Gene Ontology annotation, biological process: tRNA wobble uridine modification.